AUGGACCCUGAUAGCUGUAUUACCAUAUUUGGAAAUGCGCCCUGGACCCUGAAAACCACCCCCAAUGUCGUCACCAACAGUGAGCAACACCCCAAGCUCACUAAUGAAAUUGCCAAUGAUAUUGCCCAAGUAACUAAUGAAAAUCGCAAUGAUGUCGCCCAAGUAGCUAAUGAAAUUUCCAAUGAUAUUGCCCAAGUAACUAAUGAAAAUCACAAUGAUGUCACCCAAGUAGCUAAUGAAAUUUCCAAUGAUAUUGCCCAAUGCUGCCCACCAGUCCCAAAUAAGAAAGAAGGGAAGCAGGGGAAAGUUCAAGAAUUAGAGGACUGGGAUGCCCCAGAUCCCCGGAUCGAGAGUGACCUCAGUGGGUCCGAUUAUGAAGAGGGAACCUGCAAGAAAGAGAAGACGAGGGACUGGCGUAAAUCGAGGGGACAAUCAGUUACGGACACCAAAGAGGAUGACACAAAGAUUGACAAGGAAGAUGCCGAAGAAGAUCCAGACUUGGAGUGUGAGGAGGAAGAAGCGUGUGAGGGGGAAGAACGGCGUUCCAAAGGCAAGAAACCUUUGGUUACAGACACCGAGGAGGAAGAAGAACGCGACUGGGAGCGUGACGAGCAGGUAGAAGCACAAUCUAAAGCCGCUUGCCUUUUGUUAUCGACAAUGAAAACAGAAGGGAAAGUACAGAGGUCAUCCACCCACUGGAAGGACUUAACGGCGUCGUACACACCCUCCCAGUUGGACGCCGCAUCCGUGUUGAGCAGCUAUGGACUCACAUUGAUGCCCGACGCCCUGCUCCCAGACCUUGAAGAGGUUUCUUCGACAAAGCCUUCACUCCUGGAAAUGGCAUUGUAUCUGAUGUUCGGCCAGAUCCUCUGGCAAGUCGCACAUAGGUUGGGCCAUCUCUAUGGCCGUUCUUCGGAAUUUGCCAUGGAGAAAGCGGGUCUUUGGUGCAAGGAGAAGAGGGCUCCAAACCAGUACAACAUGUUCAAAACUUAUGCUAGCAGGACGAAACCAGAGGAGGGGGAUCACAAAGGCCUCCAGCUCUGGAACAAGGCCACGAAUGAGGAGUACAAGAAGCUUAUGGAAGGAGCAACAACGAAAGAAGAGAAAGACGAACGCAUCCAGGACGCCGUUAGCUUCAUCAAGAAUCAAGUCCACAAAGAAGGCACCAAUGUCCGCGACAUGAACCUUCACUUCGCCUCUCAUAUGAAAGAAAUUUGUGACCUUGUACAUCGCUUUGUAUACAGCGGCAAAAGCGCAACGGCUCGUAAGAAGUCUGGGUUUUUCAUGAGCUCGGAGGACCUCCAAGCACUUUGUGAUCGUGAGAAGUGGGCAAUGGGCACCUUGACGGACAUCUUUGUUAGCAAAGUCCACGCUAUGCAUGCGGACCAUCAAAUUAAGCAGUCGAUGGAGGAACUAAAUGUUGCUCCCUCGACAACAGCUAGCUCCUCAACUGCUUGCGCCCCGACCAGGCUUGCAUCUGCUUUGAAGGAGGAGGCAUCUUCGGAUAAGGAUGUGCUACCUUACACGAAGGAAUAUGCGUGCUUGGCUGAAAAGGACCAAUGCAAGUCGGCCCCUUGGACGAUGUGGCCCAAUCUCGCCUACCAAUUCAAACUUGUUAUCACAGGAUGGGAUUCUGCUAUGGUCGACAUAGCCUUCUGCCCGGAAUUUGCACCUACGAAGAUCACAAGCUCUCAAUGGAAGCACCUAUCAACUCUGAUUGUAAAGAACCUCUUGGAGGUGAAGCCCUGGUCUGACGAGCAAAGACUAAUCCCAGAGAGUGAAGCUUGCUUCGGUGAGAUCCCUGUCAUUAUCAACUCAGAUGGUCUUCCAAUGGUCUUCGUCAAAGACUCCACCAAAUGUGUCCGUUCCAAUUGCUCCAUUUCAGGCCUGACGAAGAAGCGCGAUCGGAAAGGUGAUACAUCUUCCCCUGUCAAUUCUUUCUCUUUGUCUCCAGCGUUGUCCACAAAGAAGCGAUCACAUGACACUGCCAUGGCCUCACCUGAAGAAGAACUCAAGCACAAGUCCACAAGAGAGUACCGCCCUCUGCCGAAACAACCAGAAGUGGAACCUCCCGCUAAACGCCAACGUCAUGUCUCCUUCACCUCCCUUCCCGAUAAUAUUUCUUCAGCUCACGUUGCCUCAUCAUCUCGAUCAGUAUCUCAGCCUUUUGCUAGUACUUCUGGACAUGCUCAUGUUUCAGGCAAACGUGCUGGGCCAGGGAAGAACUCUCAAGGCUGUGUCCCCUCCUUUUGCCUUUGUCCACCUACACACCUUGCUCCACCCUUUUUACUGCAUCCCUUUCCUAUAGUCCUUUAUUUUGAAGAUAUAUCUUGA
Messenger RNA from Laccaria bicolor S238N-H82, 2334 nucleotides. RefSeq lists its product as uncharacterized. The record is from RefSeq and is a predicted model, not a curated record. The transcript has 12 exons. The coding region runs from base 1 to 2334 and encodes 777 amino acids. Lineage: Eukaryota; Fungi; Basidiomycota; Agaricomycetes; Agaricales; Hydnangiaceae.